Haliotis rubra (blacklip abalone) is the source of this 3416-nucleotide messenger RNA. RefSeq names its product epidermal retinol dehydrogenase 2-like. Gene Ontology annotation, cellular component: lipid droplet. Gene Ontology annotation, molecular function: oxidoreductase activity, acting on the CH-OH group of donors, NAD or NADP as acceptor. Lineage: Eukaryota; Metazoa; Mollusca; Gastropoda; Lepetellida; Haliotidae. The record is from RefSeq and is a predicted model, not a curated record. The transcript is spliced from 7 exons. Bases 407 to 1351 code for a protein of 314 amino acids.
GAUGUCCGACGCUAUGUUUUUAACUAAUCAUUGUCAUUUGUUGAAUAUGAUUUGGGGGGUUUGUACCAAAAGACGUGCCACUACUGGAUACGUCUUUCGUAUAAAUCUAUUAAUGACAACGUCCAUUAGCAUAGUGUACUGCAACACAGACGAUAUUGUCUGCUGCCCUUGUUGACAGCGACACGGAUGUAAUCGUACCCAAGGGAGCUGCUUCAUGUGUUACAGGUACACUGAUACAAUUCUCCAUCUCCAAAUAAUACUUCAUCAACGACAGCCACGACUGCUAGCACAGCGGCCCUGAACAUAUCAGCUAUACAACUGGCUCACUCUACUAGGAAGGGAUUGGGAGAUUUGAUAUUUACAGCGUGAGGCAUUGUUAUACGAACGACCCAGGAAGUAAAACAAGAUGGUGGGCGUGACGGCCAUAUUUGAAAUGGUGUUGGAGGUGAUACUGCUGAUGGGGAAGUUGCUGUACUUUUGGCUGGAGGCGAUGGUACUGGCAGCCCUACCUGCCAGUGUUCGGGGGAAAAACAUUUCAGGGGAAACCGUCCUUAUAACCGGAGCAGGUAGUGGAAUUGGUCGUCUGCUUGCCAAGCGUUUUGCCGACCGUAGUUGUCGUCUGGUGCUGUGGGACGUCAACAAGGAAGGUAACGAGGAGACAGCUGCACAAGUUCAGCGAUUUGGAAUCACUGUGAAAACAUACACCGUAGAUCUGUCGGAUGCAAAACAGAUAUACCAGACAGCCGAGAAGGUGAAGCGUGAGAUGGGCGAUAUUGACAUCCUGGUGAACAACGCAGGGAUAGUGACUGGGCGGAAGUUCAUGCAGUGUCCAGAUGAGAUGGUUCAGAAGACAAUGCAGGUCAACGUUCAGGCGCAUUUCUGGACGGUGAAAGCGUUCCUACCUUCCAUGCUGGACAGGAACCACGGCCACAUCGUAAACAUCGCAAGCUCUGCGGGACUACUUGGUGUUUCGGGUUUGGCGGAUUAUUGCGCCAGUAAAUUUGCGGCUGUCGGGUUCGAAGAGUCUCUUAGAUACGAACUAGAGACUUCAGGGAAAACGGGUGUUCACACAACAGCUGUUUGUCCUUACCUCAUAGAUACAGGCAUGUUUGAUGGCUGCAAAUCAAGGUUCUCCUUCCUCCUGCCCAAACUGAAACCCGACGAUGUUGUGGAUAGCAUCAUGGACGCCAUAUUGUGUAACUCCGCCAUCGUCAUCAUUCCCAAGAUUCUUUACGCUUUCAUAGCGCUCAAAGGCAUUCUUCCAAUUAAAGUAGUGUUCCUAUUGUGCGACUUCAUGGGAGUAAACUCGAUGAUGAAAACCUUCAAAGGGCGGGGAAAGGCAGUUCAAUAACAACUAGUCUGUAGACGCAUAGUCAUCAAAAUCCGAACCGGCCAAUCUGUUUACUUGACCUCGAUAGGGGCGAAGCUUCUAUCAGUACCAGCCCAGACUGAACAAAUGCAUUCGCAAUCAUUGUCUCGUGUAUUCAUGGACGCGCCAGACGUUCUACAUCUGAUUACGUAUCUUUAAGAGGUUGUGAUGGCCAGUGUCUUUGAACAGUAAUGUGCUUAUAUAUAUUUAAAGGGACUCUUCGAGCAAGAGUUGAGUCUUUCCAAACAAAACCAAAUGGUUUUUGAAACCAAUCUUCACUAUGGAACCUUCACUAUGGAACCUCGUGUGUUUAGACUAUUAACUCUGCACAAUCUAUUUGUAUUUUUACAUUCAGGAGUUGCCAAAUAUAUAAUUAAGGUAUUGAACAUUUGAUCGAAGCAUUGCUCAUCAGAAAAAGGGACAUGGAUGUCACAAUGUCUCCUUGGACAUUGACAUCUUUGGCUCACCUGACAUUAGAAUCUGAUUCAACGUGUAACAGAAGUCAUGAGUCGACGAGCCCCCGAUACCAGCACUCGUGUGGUUUCCCCAUAUAUUACGGUUAAUGUAUAUUCUGUAGUCGACGUAUUAUUUAUCUUCUUUGGGGGGCAUUUUUAGAAGAUGUAAAGAUGAAGGAAAACCAAGUUAUAUGGAUAGUGACAUCUUUAUUGCAUGAAGCCCAUUUCUGGUGUCCCCCGCCGCGAUAUUGCUGAAAUAGUGCUAAAAGCGGCGUAAAACCAAACUCAUUCACUCACUCACUUUAUUGCAAUGAAUGCGACGUUUCAGUCUAGAUACUAGCGCCGUUAUCAAGCAAGUGAUCACUAGAACUUGGUUUUCCUUCAUAUUAUUUUCGGCUACAAUGAAUGGUCAGUGAAUAUAUGGCUCGGAAUUUACUUCAUCAACAUGUCUGGCUCAACUGGUUUAAACAUGAUUAGAACUUAUAGAAUAUAUUUCAAAGUACAUAGAUAUACCAGCCUUACAUUUCACCUAUUUGCAGCUGACAUAUACUGAAGUGCUGUGUGGGCUAAAUACAACAUAUGCUUGUGUUAUUUAUACAAUAUGUGCUCUUUAACGUGAUGGUGGGAGUGUCUCAAAGGUCUGUCUGUUAAAGAUAAUAUUAGAUCAGAAAAUAUGAGUUAGCAGGUUACCACGUGGGCUUGAAUCCAAUAGUCAGCUCUGUCAAUCGACCCGACCCUACCUAGUCAAUCAUUAUGUAUAAAUUAGGGUAAAUUAGUUUUUUCAUUUAUCAUUGUGUACCAAAAUACUGAUACUGAAACAAGGGACACGGUCACAAAAAAAAGAUAUAUAAAAAACACUGUCUCAUCCUUGUCUCCCCUCCAAAUUAAAGAGGAAAAUAAAAUUUGGGUAACUAAAGAUAAAUACCAACUUUAAUCAGGGAUUUGUCUUAUACAUUGACGAGACUAGCCAUGACAUUUACACAACAGUAUGUAAACGUAUAGCUUACUCUCCAUAACGUUCUUAUUGUCAACAGGAUACAUCAUUACGAUUCUAUAUUUAGCCAAUUCCAGCUGGGGUGACGCCAUAGUAACAGCACAGUCAGCUUAUGAAACGUGUAGUAUAUAUGUGAUUAUCUAGUCUAUCUCACAGCCCCUGGAUCGCAUUAUUUCCCCUUCUGCCUAGCCCUUCCUGCAAUGCUUAAGCCCAAAAUGAAGCAAGUCUAGAUUUCCUCAGGUUCAGGGUCUCCUUUUCAAUUUAAAAGGAAUUGUUAGUUCGUUUCUAUCAAAAUAUAUAUAUAUAUAUUAGUCUAGUGUUUGUCACCUGUGAAAAAGUGCGUGUUUACAAGAAGUCUCACGGACCACAGAUCUCAGUCGUGCCAGGAACUACCAGCCAUGACUUUGAUUACCUGGUUCAGUCCAGGUUGUUAUUCUCGACCUUUACCUACAGAAGUCACACGGGGGCGUUAACGCACCCAUUGCCCAUUCUACCUAUAUCAUAUAUAUUAAUUUAUAUGUUAUCUAUAUAUACAUCAUCUACUGUUGCUGUUUUUCUUGAAAGUGAAUCUGUAUGUCUUAAUAAAUAUUUCUAAGGA